AUGGAUUCAAUAGAUGAACAAAUUGCUAUAAAGCGAAAAGAACUUCAGUCAUUACAAAAGAUAACCAGUUUAACGGAUGGCUUAAAAAUUCAGCUAACAGAGUUGAAUGAGCAGAUCAAAGAAAUGGGAAUGAAUGCGGAUUCAGUGGCCCAAUUGAUGAACAAUUGGGAUUCUAUAAUAAACAAUAUAUCGCAAGCAAGUUUGGGAUUAUUGCAAUAUGCAGAGGGUGAUUAUGAGAUAGGACCGUGGAAAGAUUCUAAGAAAAAGGAAUCUGAACAAUCAAAUGAAACAGGUCUUGAAGCGCAAGAAAAUGAUAAGAAUGAUGAAGAUAAUGAUGAGGAUGAAGAUCUGGUACCCUUGCCGGAAACAAUGGUCAGAAUUAGGGUAGAUGGUAACGAAUGA
This is a messenger RNA of Saccharomyces cerevisiae S288C, 402 nucleotides long. RefSeq names its product Dad2p (gene DAD2). The record is from RefSeq and is marked reviewed. The transcript has a single exon. NCBI's taxonomy places the organism in Eukaryota, Fungi, Ascomycota, Saccharomycetes, Saccharomycetales, Saccharomycetaceae. Bases 1 to 402 code for a protein of 133 amino acids. Gene Ontology annotation, biological process: mitotic cell cycle. Gene Ontology annotation, cellular component: DASH complex; spindle; mitotic spindle.